AUGGAUAAAGCAAAAGUGGAGGUUAUUGAAAAACUUCCACCACCUAUGAAUGUAAAAGGAAUUCGGAGUUUCUUAGGUCAUGCUGGGUUUUAUAGAAGAUUUAUUAAAGACUUUUCAAAGAUUGUUAAACCUUUGAGUAAUCUGCUUGUUAAAGAUACAUCAUUCGUAAUGAGUGAAGAAUGUUUACAGGCUUUUGAUGUUUUGAAGAAAAGCUUGAUUUCUGCCCCAGUGAUUAUAGCUCCAGAUUGGAGUGUUAUGCUUGGCCAAAGGAGGGAUAAGGUGUUUCACGCUAUAUACUAUGCUAGCAAAGUCUUGAAUGAAGCUCAAUUGAAUUAUGCCACUACGGAGAAGGAAUUUUUUGCUAUAGUUUAUGCGUUAGAGAAGUUUAGAUCUUAUCUCAUUGGAUCUAAAGUGAUUAUCUACACUGAUCAUGCGACCAUAAAGUACUUGCUGACAAAGCCAGAUUCAAAGCCAAGAAAUUGUGACAAAUGUCAAAGGACGAGGCCUAUUUCAAGAUGGCAUGAGAUGCCCUUACAAGGCAUUCUGGAAGUUGAAGUUUAUGACUGCUGGGGUAUUGAUUUUGUUGGGCCCUUUCCACCAUAUUUUAAUAAUGAGUAUAUAGUGGUGGCGGUUGAUUAUGUGAGUAAAUGGGUUGAAGCUUUAGCAAGUCUCAAGAAUGAUGCUAAUGUAGUGAUUAAAUUCUUAAAAAGGAAAAAUUUCUCACGUUUUGGAACUCCCAAGGUACUCAUAAAUGAUGGGGGAUCUCAUUUCUGUAACUCUCAGCUUGCAAAGGUACUUAAACAUUAUGGAGUGAGAGAUAAAGUGGUGGCACUGUACCAUCCACAAACAAAUGGUCAAGCUGAAGUUUCCAACUGGGAGAUAAAGAGGAUUUUAGAAAAGACAGUUGCUGCCUCAAGGAAAGAUUGGUCACAUAAAUUAGAUGAUGCUCAUUGGGCAUACGGGACAACUAUGAAGACUUCCAUGGGUUUAUUGUUGGGAAACAGGAAGCUGAAGUCAAAAUGGUCAGGACCUUUCGUAAUAAAGAAGGUGCAUCCUCAUGGAUCAAUUGAUUUGUUGGAUCCGACUAAUAGUGAUCCAGAUAGAAGUUGGGUGGUGAAUGGACAGAGACUCAAGCACUAUCUGGGAGGAGAAGUGGAACGCCUGUCCACUGUGAUGAAGUUGGUGGAUCUGUAA
Vigna radiata var. radiata (mung bean) is the source of this 1194-nucleotide messenger RNA. RefSeq lists its product as uncharacterized. Bases 1 to 1194 code for a protein of 397 amino acids. Gene Ontology annotation, molecular function: nucleic acid binding. The transcript has 4 exons. The record is from RefSeq and is a predicted model, not a curated record. Gene Ontology annotation, biological process: DNA integration. NCBI's taxonomy places the organism in Eukaryota, Viridiplantae, Streptophyta, Magnoliopsida, Fabales, Fabaceae.